This is a messenger RNA of Exaiptasia diaphana, 1865 nucleotides long. Its product is annotated as endoribonuclease YbeY-like. The record is from RefSeq and is a predicted model, not a curated record. Gene Ontology annotation, molecular function: metalloendopeptidase activity. Gene Ontology annotation, biological process: rRNA processing. The coding region runs from base 132 to 761 and encodes 209 amino acids. The transcript is spliced from 5 exons. Lineage: Eukaryota; Metazoa; Cnidaria; Anthozoa; Actiniaria; Aiptasiidae.
UGGCGGACAAUCGGCUCAAAAGUUGCUGUUAAAAAUCCACAAACAGAAUCAGUCUUUAGUAGUAAUUCCUUUGCCUUCAAAGUCUAAAUAAUGARCUAGAGAAACCUGGAGAAGAUAAGUAGAAGAAAAUCAUGACUGUCUUCCUACGAAACUUGCAGAAAAGAGUUAUUUUCGACAAUGCUGCAGUUAUUCGUGAUACAACCUUUCUCAUGCAGUUGUUAAGAGUGGAAAUGUUUGAUGUCAGCGUGGUUUGUAGUGGUGAAAAAUUAAUYAAGAGCCUGAACCUUAAAUAUCGGAAGAGGAAUGUUCAGACYGACGUCCUUGCUUUUCCUUAUUUUGAGAAUCUAAAACCGGGACUUAUUCCCAAGCCCUCCAUGYCAUGUGAGUACAAUCUUGGUGACAUAAUACUWGGCAUGCGUGUMAUUGAAAAAGACUGUAAAGAAGACAACAGGGACCUCCAGGAACAUCUKUCAAUUGUGAUUGCCCAUGGACUUUGUCAUCUGUUGGGAUAUUCACAUGAAACUAAAGAAAAUCUUCUUCUGAUGAACAAAAAGGAAUCUGAGAUACUCAAGGGUUUGAAUGAAAAGACUGGCUACAACACAUUACCAAUGACCCUUUCAGCUGAUUCCAACACAUCUGAUGAGAUUGACAGAUUUUUGGAAUACCAACACCAUCCACCAAUGCCAGCUGGCACUUCAGAUAACAAAUCUGACAAAAUUCUACAUCGAUACCUCAGAGAGAGUCAAAGGAAUAAAUACUAGAUGUGCAAAUUUAAUUUACAUUCACUUUGAGAGCCAUUGUAUUUGAGCCUUGAACUGAACUCAUUUUUUUUUCAAAUUCUAGGAUUAUCUAUCCUAUUGAAAUAGUAACUUGCUGCAAAAAGAUUUGGAAUUGGAUGAAUAUGCAAUAUUUAUCAUCAUAUUGAAUUUCCUGGCAGUUUGGAAAAAUGCACUCUCUUUGAAAUAGGGACUCUCUUGCAUUUAUGGAGCUCUUGAAAGUGGAUGGUGGAGAUUCGAAGGUAUUMAUUCCUGGUAUAAAUGCCUUUGAAUUAUAAGCCAACUUUCAACAAUUYUUAUUUGACAUAUCAAAUGAGAACGUUGGUUCCUUACUAGAUGUCACACUUUGCUUGACUCAGGUCCCCAUGAUAGUUUGCGGCAAUUUUACAAAAAAACUAGCUUUUAACUGACUUCCAUGAAGGAGCAAAAAAAAAAACAUUUUAUUUUUCCAUGGUGGUUUUCCUUACCCUGCGAGCAGAGUGUAUUUCCUUACCUCAAUAAAAAUUCACGAAUUUUUAUUGAGGUAAGGAAAUACACUCUGCUCGCAGGGUAGGUUUUCCUCAUCUUUGGAGAAAAUUGAGUUAAGUUGCACUUUAAGUUUGAGUUUUAUAAGCUGUCAAUCAUGUGGCAAGAGGCAGAGUUCUUGAUUGGCUGUUGACAUGRUUCAUGACAGUUUUGAAUAACCCAAAAUGCAUUUUGUUGCUUGUGGUAAAGAGUUUUGGUAGUAAUGGUCAUCAUUCAACUGAGUGGAAUUUMAAAAGGGGGAGACAGGGAUUUAUGUCAAGCUUGAUUUCAAUCUGUUUCCAUUCAAUGAAAUGAAAGUUUGUUUCCUCUGAAAGAUUAUUAUACAGACUCCUCCCAUUAUUCUUAUCAUAAUUUCAAAGAAAGAAAAGAAAGUGUUUUGGGGUGCAUAUACUAUAUUUGUGAACACUUCUAAUAAAAAAAUCCACUAUUUGCACUAAAACCAUGAAAUAGUCGAGAUUUGGUUAAACCAACCAAUUUAGUUACUAUGCUUUCAGGCUUUGAGUGUUUAUACUCUAAACAAUUGAAAACAAAGGAUUUGGUAACUAUUAGCCAUUCCGGAAAUUC